AGAAGCAUGGACUCACGCACGCACUCAUUGUCUCUUCCUGUGUCAUGCCAUUAAAGAGAGACAGAGAUGUGUUGUUGCUGCAGGCCUUCCAUUAAAUAAGUCAGAGCUCUGCAGCUUCUCAUAAACAAACACACAGAAAACAGCACUCCCUCACCAGCCAAGCUAAAAAUAACUUUGUUAAUUUUUAUUUUUAUUGUUAUUUUUUCAUUGAGGCAAGCAAGGCAAGGCAACUAGUAGUUUCUUUCAGUUGUAAUUUCAAUGUCUUCUGAUCUCUAUACUUUUGACAUUUCUUACCAAAGACAUUCAAGCCCAGACAACAUGGUCUCCUAUGAUGGAAAUGGAAACUUUGUAUUUUUCUCUGACCCUCACUCUUUCCCUUUCCUCACUGGCUCACCAAUUGAUGAUGUUGUUCAAGGGAAUUUUAACACUUCUCUUGACCCUUUUUCCUCUUCUUUCUGCUCCUUUUCUCCUCAGGAAAACCCUGUGCAACCUCUGUCUAAUAUAAAGGGUGAGUUUAGAAGUUUCUCUUAUUUGCAUGGCUCCGAAGUGACAAGUAAGGAAUGCCAAAUGGGUGUGGAUUAUACCUACAAUCAGCACUUUAUUUCUCAAACUUGUCAUGGUUCUGAAAGUGCAUCAAAGUUAAUUCAAAGGAGCUUCAGCUGUACCUCUUUUGAUGAGAAGCCUCGUUUCCCCUUUGAACCUCACCCUGACACUCUCAUGGAUUUUCAAUGGCAUGCUUUGAACUCCCCUGAAAACACUUUCUUCGCAGCAUCAAUGAGGAGAGUGUGCAGUACAGGAGAUUUGCAGAACAUGAAAGCAGCAGAUAUGUCUCAAACGGAGAGCCCCUUGUUGGAGGAAGGAAACUUCAAAGUAAGGCGUUAUAGUGCCGAAGAAAGAAAAGAAAAAAUCUCUAAAUACAGAGCUAAGAGAAGCCAGAGGAAGUUCAAUAAGACUAUUAAGUAUGCAUGCCGAAAGACACUAGCCGACAAUAGAACCCGCAUACGUGGCAGAUUCGCACGCAACGACGAAAUCAGAGAGAUUCCGAAAGCACCUUGUUCAAGUUCAACCACAGAAGAAUAUGAAGACGAGUUCUGGGUUGAAUUCAUUGAAGGAUUAAAUGAGGAGGUCAACGGUUAGAGCAGAACAAUGUGCAGAGAUAGUUAUGGAGCUCCUCAGUUUCAGUAGCUGUGUGUGUCUUUGGAGUCUUGACAGAAGCAUCUUUCUUUUUAUGAGUUUUGGCUGAUAGUCACUUGACAACGAAACAGCCUUUUUGUAUGCAAAGGAAAGAAUUCCGAAAGGCUUUUCAAUUUUAAUUUUUUUUUAAUAAAGUCGCUAUAUUUAAGAUCAUAAGCUAUGGAAGUCAAAUGUAAGUUGGGUAGUUAUAGGUUGCUUCCACUUAGCUUUUUGCUUAAUUGUAUUUGAUUUUGAUUUCUCUUGGUUGCGAUUUGUUCAGUGUAUAUAACCAUGUAUCAUAUUCAAUAAUCAGGUAAUGUAUUUUAUUUUCUUGUAC
Molecule: messenger RNA, 1510 nt
Organism: Glycine soja
Lineage: Eukaryota; Viridiplantae; Streptophyta; Magnoliopsida; Fabales; Fabaceae
Exons: 4
Coding region: 259-1137 (292 amino acids)
Biological process (GO): regulation of flower development
Cellular component (GO): nucleus
Molecular function (GO): protein binding
Source: RefSeq, a predicted model, not a curated record